AUGCUUAUAACCGUUUUGGUUUUGUCGUUAGCAUGCGCGAUCGUCGCUGAAAACGACACAAAUAUUGAUGACAAGGUCCUUAAAAGCUUAGCCGAUUUGAUAGAUGAGAAUAAAAGCUUGGAUGCCAGUGAUAUUGCUAGAUUAUACAGGGCUGCGCAAGCGCUGGGUUUAGAUAGAGAAUUGGUGAAUAAGUUAUCACAGGGGUUGAAUGGAUCUGAGAGAGUUAUACAUAAAGACGCUGGGUAUAACAUAUAUGCUGAUUCGGAAAAGGGUCCUUUGGGUGAAUCUCCGGAUUAUGCAUCGUCAGUAGUUUUGGCGAGUGAUCUGCUUGCUUUGACAAGUGCGGUUGGUAAUGUUGGCGAUAAGCUGUGUAGAGAGCAAGGAUACAGGUUCCUGGAUGGCUUGCUUUCCAACAAGCGAUGGGCUUUGAAAAGUAAGUACUUAUUACUAACUAUAAGUUUUGAAAUAAUUAACGGAACAUGUAGAUGUGUAGAUUUUAAAGUAUAG
Pieris macdunnoughi is the source of this 507-nucleotide messenger RNA. NCBI's taxonomy places the organism in Eukaryota, Metazoa, Arthropoda, Insecta, Lepidoptera, Pieridae. The record is from the annotation of a GenBank genome assembly.